This is a messenger RNA of Elgaria multicarinata webbii, 1145 nucleotides long. RefSeq names its product COMM domain containing 8 (gene COMMD8). The transcript has 5 exons. NCBI's taxonomy places the organism in Eukaryota, Metazoa, Chordata, Lepidosauria, Squamata, Anguidae. The record is from RefSeq and is a predicted model, not a curated record. Bases 20 to 547 code for a protein of 175 amino acids.
GGGCCAGAGGUGAAACAAGAUGGAGCUGAUAGAAAAGCUGCCGGCUGAUAAAACCUUGCAGUUCUUUCACAAAGUAGUUGAUGGGAUGUGUGGACGAGCGUACCCUCGAUAUCAAGACUAUAACACUAUUUGGAAUUUGACAGAAUGGAUGGAGGUUCUGGAACAAACUAUGGCAUAUUUCAAAAAUGCAGUUGGCAAAGAUCUCUCGGAUGCAGAGGCCAUUCAGCCAUUGAGUGUGCUGAAUUCUGACUCUCAAAGAGCAGCCAUGACUUGCUUGAAAGGCAGGAAACACGAUAUACGACAGGCCUUGGUUGAAAGAACAAAUGCCAUCUGUUCCUCACAGCUCCUAGAUUUUGACUGGCAGUUAAAGCUUGCCCUCUCUAGUGACAAGCUCUCCGUGCUGCAAAUGCCACUCCUAAACCUUGAUCUGGAUUUGACACAGAAUGGUGACAUCAAGUUGUUCUCCGUAGAAAUGAAUAAGGAAGAGUUACAGAGCCUGAUUAAUGCAUUGGAAGCAGCUAAUAAGGUUGUCCAGCAACUGAAAUGAUGCCAACUAUCUGUGAUACUCUCGUUGAUGGAAAAAUGGACAAAACUACAGGAGUUAUGCUUUUGAACUGCUAAUGUCAGCACAUAAAAGUGGGAGACAAGAAACUUUAUUCACAAGUUUACCAUGAGUCAGACUUUUGAUCUUCAGUAGAUCAAAAUAAAUAGUAAGGCACAUUGUGACUAACUUGUGGGCAUGCUGAAAGGAACAUAGCUUUGUCAGACUGCUGCAGCAUUUAUGAGAAGUUGUGGGCACCGUGUUAAAGAAUUAAUCAGAGAUCUUGAAGACGCCUGGACCUUGUCUUCUCGUGUUUCUAGCAAAGCAGCAAACAAUUACCUCACAGAACUUGGUGCAAACAUUCCUUUUCUGUUUUGCUUGGAAUUUAUAUAAGUAGAUUACAGAGUAGGUCUACAAAACCAUUUUCAUACUUAAUGGCAAAAUGUUUUGAUGUGUUUCCAUGCUGUAGAGGAAAGAUGGCUUGUUAUCCAGAUUAAGUCCUAUUCUUAAACGCAAUAAAAGAUGUGGAUAAAUAUGAGUCUCAGAUUGAACAAGGCUCUGGGAGCACUCUCAGAUGUUUGAAUGCAGAGUAGUCCUUAAUAUA